This is a messenger RNA of Nematostella vectensis (starlet sea anemone), 1693 nucleotides long. RefSeq lists its product as uncharacterized. The coding region runs from base 103 to 1374 and encodes 423 amino acids. The transcript is spliced from 4 exons. The record is from RefSeq and is a predicted model, not a curated record. Lineage: Eukaryota; Metazoa; Cnidaria; Anthozoa; Actiniaria; Edwardsiidae.
AGCAACGGAAUCUUGUAUUCCAUAGCCGUCGUACAGCUCGGAGCUUGCUCUGAGUUAUCUUAAAAAGAAAUUCAAAAACGUCGUAAAAACAAAAUUUUGACUAUGGGAACUCCCGAGAUAGCUUUCAUAGUAUUGAUUGCCGUGUUUUCGGCUCUACCUGCUGUUGGAAACAGCGAAAACUCGUCCGAUUCAUUUUCGCCGCAGAAGCAGCUUCCGGACGCUGACACUGUGUAUUUGGUGACACCUGGAACUAAACUUAUAGUAACUUGUACCGCGACUGGAGCUAGCAAUGUGAGCCUGCUAUUUGCCGCCCAUGGACAGGUUCAGUUCACGGAGCUCAGCGGCGAUGCCAAAGUCGCUCGCUUUGGUAGGGUGUUUGUGGUGAAUGCGGACAGGGGUGGUAUUUACGGGUGCUUGUAUCACUUUAGCAAGACUGGCAAGGAGAUGAUGACCGUAGAGAUGGAAGUGUAUAUCGACACAGCGUCAAACAUAAAGAGGUCAUAUGACCUUCAUCUUGACACAGAAGACUUGGCGGAUAGCUUCGUGACGACUGAUAACCGUACUGACAUUUGGUCGCUAUGGGAACGAGCCAAGGUGUGCUGCAACCAAUGUUUUCUUUCAGUGUGUGACUUGUGCUGUAGCUUGAUGACUCAGAUACCGCGCAUGCGCCACACGUGGGAUUUCCUGGAGCACGCUCCCACAUGGAUCAGCAGUCAGACUUCAAUGAGCUUCUCGGCAAUCACAGAUGCAACAAUACGCUACUACAUCACCGGCGAGACGUGGUACGAGGGGCUUACAGACUGGACUGUAGAGAUCUUAAAAGGAGCAUGCGCCAUUGUCGAGGGGCUCCCAAAUUGGUUAAAUGAUCUCUACAAUGGCUUCGCUGAUUGGUUCAAUAGUGAUGAUGCAUCCUGGGAAGACGUCGUUUACAGUGUCACGGCAUUUGCGUUUGGAACUGUGUUGCUAUUGGCGCAAGUAUUGGUGGUAGUCUCAGUCAGUGUAGGGGAACUGAUAGCUAGCCACCUCUUCCUGGUUCUCGGUGUAUUGUCUGCUGGUUUGCUUGCACGGCUUGCCAUUCAAAUGAUCCAUCUGAAGCUCUCACGUUGGCUGACUGAAGUCACGGAGUUUGACUUGAUUGCGUGUGGUCCUGUAAUGGCGGAUGACAUCGCAAAGAAGACACCUACACCUAAAAAGCCAAGACAGCCAAAGCGCAAGCGUUAUUACAGGAGAACACGUCAUGUUAACCGACCUCGGGGUAAACCUAGCAAUAACCAAGCACACGUGACUAUUCCCAUAAUCAAGGAGCCAAUAGAACCUGUCCGUUAUAUUGACAUCUGUGAUUGUCAGCACUGCCACGACAAUGGCUUCUUCUAAUUUCAAAUAUCUCCUAUCGCAUACUGUCGUCUCUUCAAGGCACACUGAUUAUAGCCAAUCAUCCAGCAUGUUCCUGUUACAAUUGCCGUGCGAAUGUGUUAUCCCCUGACCCAGUCGUUUAUCAACAUGGCCGCUGUCGACUGACGAACCCAGCCAUCCAGUAAUCCUAGCAACAAGUUCCGUAAAACAGCACUAUGUCAGCAGUGGUGAGAACUGUAACAUGAAGUGUCGACCAUGUAUAUCGAACUCGCUUUUUAAAGAGCUUCACUAUAUUACACUAACACUCGCCGUUUGAGAAUAAAGAUCUUGAAUAAAACUA